This is a messenger RNA of Mytilinidion resinicola, 4044 nucleotides long. RefSeq lists its product as uncharacterized. The record is from RefSeq and is a predicted model, not a curated record. The transcript is spliced from 2 exons. The coding region runs from base 1 to 3846 and encodes 1281 amino acids. NCBI's taxonomy places the organism in Eukaryota, Fungi, Ascomycota, Dothideomycetes, Mytilinidiales, Mytilinidiaceae.
AUGCUUCCUCAUAGGAUUCCCAGCUUCGAGCGCCGUGUACCGACCGGCAUCGCCACUCUCUCGGAUGCGGAUUUCAGGUUAUACCUGGGCGCCCUCGCACCCUCUCGCGACCUGCUUGCAAUGCCUGCCGCAGACGUUACAUCUCUCUCAAGUUCAUCGACCCCAACCACAUCUUUGAGCGACACUUCGACCACUCCACCAUCCCUGAUAUCGUCGAGUUCAGAUAGUUCCAACGACCUAAGCUUCGACAUGGAGAGAUAUUCCACCGCUGAUCUCUAUGAGAAGGAUGGGAACAACGACAAUGAGAAUUUGGAAACGACUUCCGCGACAUCUUUUGACGUCGCGUCUCUCUUCGAUGAGGUGGCCACUCCGACGGUUCGCAUGCUAUCCGCUCGCACAUAUCCAUCGAAGAUAUACGGGAACCGGUGCUCAUAUGCCAUAGAUCCCCCGAAGGCCCCAGAUGCUACCUCUAGAGGAGCAUUCACCAUCAAUAACCUCCUAUACUGGCCGACGGACAUCAUGACUUCUCGAUCCACGAUGAGGCCAGUCGUGCGUCUGCAAAGCAUCGAUCAUACUUUCACUCGCAGUUCUGAACAGCUCGAGGUUGCGUCGAAGGAAGGUCCCCGGGACGAUGAAUUGGGUGCUCACAUCCAACCAAGGCCGCACCCGACGUUUACACAGCGCACUGAACACAACGUAAACUCGAGGGUCCUGGAACAUGCCUGCCCUCCGGAGACCACUUCGAAAGAGAUGAUUUCCAUCUGCGACCUGAUCGAACCCCCUGAAGCUGCUCCUGCACGAGACUCCCAAGAUGAUACCAGUAGUUCAGCUGAGUGUCCAGACCUAAGCAUGGAAUCUCCAACACCGUCUAGCCCAUUUGCGGGUCAAGUUUUGGAUUCGCUGGAUGUCAUUUAUUCACCGGAACAGCUGCCUGAUCAAUUCCACGCCAAGGCCGUUUUGGAGGAUGUCUCGACUGUUAUCAAGGUCGUGCAGAUUACUUUUGAGAGUGAUCAGGACAUCUCCAAGGCCUCUGACGAGCACGCUUCCGACACGACAUCGGAAGACCAGGUCGGUACCGAUCAGGACACAUCCGUGACCUCUGACAAGGACACCGUCGAGACUUCAUCAACCCGCGAUACCAAAGCCAACCUCAUCGCGACACGUGAUGCCGAAAAGUCUUUGGCAGAAUUUCAGGAAUUCCUCUACAAGCGCCGUGAGCGGACAAUGAUUCGCCAUGCCAUGCUUGAACGGCCUAAGACUGGUUUCACGUACCCGGACACGGCCCAAGGCCUGGAGGACGCCUCGUUCUACUUGUGGGCUGCCAGAGGGCGGACCGUGAAGUUCUGUUAUACCAAAUGCUGUUAUGUCGAAUUUCCCGAAAUUGAUCCAGCCGUGGGGGCGCACAAAGCGUGGCUCACUCCCCAUACGACUAUCGCUCGGCCUUCAUUUGAGUCAGAACUACCUGCGUACAUUUUAAAGGCAGCUCAUCGGCCAGUGCAAGUCGUGCCAGAUGAAGAUGAUGAAGAGGGAUCCGUGGAUGAAGAGAUUGGUGGAUACACUGAGCUUGAGCAGGAAGAGGAAGAAGAAGAGUGGGACGAGGAGGAGUGGGACGAGGAGGAGUGGGACGGGGAUGAGUGGAACGAGGAAGAGGAUGAGGUGGCGGAUGAGGAAAAAGUGGGUCAGACCGAGACCGUUGACGCCAAAAAGGAAAAAAAGUCACCGAUUGUACGGUUUUGGGGUCGCGUAAAUGCGAAUACCCGAAGUAAUCGUCGGGUGAAGGAGUGGUCGCAUUCGGACUACCACUUGAGCCGGGUCGCUCAGAACAACUUUUCUGCCCGGUAUAACUCACUGUUGCGAAAUGUCUUGCUGUCACCAGUGGUCGCCAUGCCGCCAGCUGAAGGAGCUACCUCUCAGGCACGACUUGCCUCGAUUAACUUCUCAUGUUCGAGCGAGUUUGACGAGGAUGAUGAUGAUGAUGAAGAAGAAGAAGAAGAAGAAGAAGAAGAAGAAGAAGAAGAAGAAGAAGAAGAAGAAGAAGAAGAAGAAGAAGAAGAAGAAGAAGACAAAGUCAAAGAGUUGGUAUCUGCUGAGAAGCCAACCCUCGUUACGAUGCCAGCUGCCGAUGAUAAUGUCCACAGCGAGGAGGAACUCGUAUCUAUCAUUCAGGAUGACGAUGCCAGAUUGAUGGCUGGAAGGAACCGACAGCGUGUGACGACCCUUAUUCGACACGCUAGGGCAGAGCCUCAAAGACUCUCUCCGCUAUAUCCAGGGACUCAUCAGGAACUGUUCGACGCUUCCAUCAACCUCUGGGAAGCCAGGGAAAAUGCAGGGAAUGUCAGAUUCGACUUCCAGACAGGUUUAUAUGUCCAACUGCCUUCAAUCGACCCGACUCUGGGCGAGUACAAGUCCCGGAUGAAGCCUCCUGCCAAACCAGCAAGCCCUUCCUUUGAGGAUGAGCUAGCCCCACGGAUGCUGACUGCGGCGCGUAAAUUGAAGGCAAAGGUCGAGAAGGUCUCUGUCGAGGAACGGAUGAUUGAUACGCAGAAGAUCGUUUGUCAAAAUCCUGGCCAAGGGUUUUACGCCCAAGUCAAGCAUUUUUGGCAGUCUCAGGAGGCUGGCAACCGGUCCAGCUGUCGGGUGGCCGAGUGGAAACACUCGGCUUACUACGAGACACGAGUGUCAAGCAAGGCGUAUGGAUCACGAUUUGGCUCCAGGUUACGACUAAGUUUGGACCCGGGCAACGAAGAAGUUACACAAGUCGCCAACACGAGCAUUCUCCAUCUCAAAGAGCUCUCUCCUGGUCAGCUGUGGUCAGAGAUCGACGACGACGAAGAGUGGGUAUUCGAUGCUCCUUCUGCCCUAACUGCGGCUGAGAAGACAGUCGAGGAUGAGCCCGAAGAGCAGAGCUAUCUUACGUCGAAUGUUUUGUCCGAAGCUGAAUAUCAGCCACUGUCGCUGAAGAAAGUGGAGGCCUUCAAAAUCCUCGGUGUCUCCCCAGAUGCUACUCUUCAACACACUCGGAAAGCGUAUCUGAAGCGCGCCAUGAGUUUGCAUCCGGACAAGAACAUGGAUAAAAUAGGACUUUUCACGGCGCGAUUUGUGCAGCUUAGAGAAGCACUCGAGAUCCUGACAGAGAGUGCAUCCCAUUUGGCUGUUCCAAAACUGCUCGAGGGAGCCCCUGCCAUACCAUCGAAGACUCCGAACGUUGACAGUAUGGCGCCUAAGUUGGACGGUCUUGCACUAAGACUCAUUCAACUGGUCGGAAAGGAGCUUCAUCUCACUACAUUGAAUAUCGUAUCUAUGAACGGAACUCGAUCUUCGUCCAGUUUGUCAAGCGGCUGCAGAGGCCGGGGACACUUCACUCCGAUAUGUGGCUCUUCAAAGACAUCUGCGCAAGUGAUGCGAUAUCGACAGCGCAGCCUGACGGCUUCCCCGGGUUACUGGAUUCGCGCUGUCAGACCCACCGCCCUCGGCUUGAGGGCCUCGACUGGUAUCACGGAAGGUGCCGAGUCGUUCACGAAAGGGCACCCACAAAGCCUAGGUCUCUACAAUGUGUCCCUAACUCAUAUUCAGUCCAACCUUCAGCAUCCACCCCAGUUGGACACUUGUAGGCCCCGUUUCCAACCGACGCGUGCGUCAAUUGAAGUCUGGAUCGACCACGCGGUGGAAGAGGCUAGUCCACACUCUAAGUCACCGCUCAAGGAGGCUACGGGGUCUUCUGAGAACGGAUGUGAUAGGUCCUCGGUAACAACAACGCUCUACAGGGCCUACCGCGACAACCCCGUUGGAACGAUUAUUGUUGGUAUUGCUGGCUACUUGGUUGGGUCAUUCUUGUGGAAGUUCUAGAGCAUGAGGCCGAGUCAGAAGGUAGAAGAAGGCAAACUGUCAAAAAUUCGACGACAUGGUGAGUAGUGUUCUUUAGGGCGAGUGCAACACUCAAGACGGGGCGUUCUAGAUUGGGUCAUACAGGAACUUUCUCUUCUUCUCACUAAUGGCGUUGUAACAUCUCUUUGUUCUUGAUUUAUGCAUAGCGAAGGGCAUCUU